AUGUCACAAUACAAAAACCUCGUUUUAAUCACUGGCGCCAAUCAGGGCGUUGGCUACGAGACUGCCAAGAACUUGCUCCUAUCUUCCGUCAAAUACCAUGUCAUCUUGGGCUGUCGAGAUGAAGCCAAGGGCGAAGUAGCAGCAGAAGAGCUACGGUCGAUGGAGGAUAUCAAAGGAACUGUCUCCAGUAUGCAAAUUGAUGUGACAGACGAUGAUUCAGUCGACGCUGCGGCCCAGACUCUGGCCUCUGAAUGGGGACGACUGGACAUCCUGGUUAACAACGCUGGUAUCGUCUCCAUGGCCAGUCCUCCAACACGCGAGACCUUCCGGAAUAUCCUCGAAACCAACCUCGUCGGCGCGUUGAGCGUGACAGAAGCUUUUCUCCCUCUACUACGCAAGGCUGAGCAUAAGCCGCCGCGUCUCAUAUUCGUCACAUCUAGCACAGGCUCUAUCGCUCAUGCCUCCAAUCCGGACUCCCCACUCCAUAAUCCAGGGGCUGCCGAGUAUCGCUCCAGCAAAGCCGGGUUGAACAUGCUCAUGGCUCUAUACAACGUCCGACUCAAACCUGAGGGUUUCUUGGUAUUAGGAGUGGACCCGGGGCUAUGUGCCACGAAUUUCACCGGCGAUCCUGAGUCGCUAAAGAACCGAGGAGCGGCGGAGCCUGUUGAGGGGGGAGACCGAGUGGCCCGUGUUAUCAGAGGAGAGAAGGAUAGUGACGUUGGGAAGGCUAUUGGAGUAGAUGGAGUAGACCCAUGGUGA
This is a messenger RNA of Fusarium sp. VM40, 759 nucleotides long. The record is from the annotation of a GenBank genome assembly. Lineage: Eukaryota; Fungi; Ascomycota; Sordariomycetes; Hypocreales; Nectriaceae.